Planococcus citri (citrus mealybug) is the source of this 651-nucleotide messenger RNA. RefSeq lists its product as uncharacterized. The transcript is spliced from 3 exons. NCBI's taxonomy places the organism in Eukaryota, Metazoa, Arthropoda, Insecta, Hemiptera, Pseudococcidae. Bases 271 to 651 code for a protein of 126 amino acids. The record is from RefSeq and is a predicted model, not a curated record.
CUUGUGAAUUUCUUCCCAUCAUUAAGUUAUCGGAUCUUACGAAACACAUUUGUUGCCCUGAUUGGAUACCCACCUGUUAAUACUAUCGCAAUUAGAUCGUACUCGAUAUUUUAUCAAUUUUUGGACAAACGAGUCCAUUUUGAAUCGAUCAUCAGCCAGAAGAAUUUCCUAUUUCUGUCCAUUCGUCAAAAUUGUUCCUCGUACACCGUUCAGAUAAGCCGAGAUCGAGAUCGUGACGGUUUGAAGAAAACGAGUGGAAAAUGUCGUCGAAUGUACGCUUUUCGCGGGGCAUUCACGCAAGAUGGUAUUCGUAAGGAUUACGCUAGAUCCUUUAAAAUAUCCCGAGCACACCUAACGAAGGCCGUGACCACGACGACGACGACGACGUCGACCAUAAUAAAAGAGUUCCGAAACAAGGAGUGGAAAAAGAAGAAGAAGAGGAAGAAAAGGAGAAAGAAGAAGAAAACGUUUUCAAUUACGGUGUCCGUCCAAACGAAAGAAAAAGACGUGAAAAUAGCGCUGCAAUCGGUAAGGUCGAACCGAACCGAACCGAAACAAAAGUUGGCCGCAGCAGCAGCGUCAGCGAGAAUAAGAGCAGCAGCCGCAGCGGCGACGCGGCGUUUUGGCCGAAUUAGCGUUAGUCGGCGAUAA